Molecule: messenger RNA, 924 nt
Organism: Patiria miniata (bat star)
Lineage: Eukaryota; Metazoa; Echinodermata; Asteroidea; Valvatida; Asterinidae
Product: carbohydrate sulfotransferase 9-like
Exons: 2
Coding region: 1-924 (307 amino acids)
Biological process (GO): carbohydrate biosynthetic process
Cellular component (GO): membrane
Molecular function (GO): sulfotransferase activity
Source: RefSeq, a predicted model, not a curated record
AUGCAGAGAUUAACAAGACGACGACUGGUGAGGAGUCUGUUCACGGUGGCGAUGUUCAGUCUGGUGGAUAUUGUCGAGUGGAGGCGAGAACAAGACGUGCAAAGACGACGAAUUGAAAACACUUGUGAAGCGCUCCGUGAUCAAAACAUCUCCGACCUCCAUCAUACACUGACAAAAGAUGUACUGAAGAAGCUCAACCACUUCUUCGUGCUGGACUCUCACAAGUUGAUUUACUGUUACCUUCCCAAGGUUGGCAGCACCAGCUGGAAGCGCAUAUUCCUGCUGCUCCUUGGCACAUUCGAGAAGUUGGAGGACAUCUCUCACAUGCGGGCGCACUACACUCCGAUCCCCAAACUCUCUGAUUACUCGCUGAAAGAAGCUGAACGGCGAUUGGCCGAGUACACCACUUUCAUGUUCACCCGUGACCCGCUUCAGCGAAUCAUCUCCUGUUAUCGGGACAAGCUUGAGAAAGAAAACCCCGACAACAGGGCCCUGCAGAAGAGUUUCAUCGGGAAACUUCGGCCGUACUUGAACUCCACCGAGUCGGUCUCACACCAUCCAGGAUUUCGCCAAGUCAAGUUUGGCGAAUUUGUCCGUUAUGUAAGCGAUCCACAGAAUGUCUUUCACAGUUACGACGCCACGGAGCAUUGGAUGGAGAUGUACAAGAUGUGUCAUCCGUGCUUACUGAAGUACGACUACAUCGGCGAGUUCGACCAUCUGACGAGGGACGCAAGUAUCAUUCUAGAAGAGACGGGAUUGAGGAGGAACAUCUCCUUUCCGGAACCCGAUAAUCCCACCAACAGCUCCGGCCGAGAUCUUUUCAAAGUGUACUUAUCUCAGCUGAAAAAUUCCGAGGUUGCUGCACUCAACAAACGAUACGAGAUUGAUACUUUUUUGUUCGGCUACUCUCCUAUCAGCAAAUAG